AUGUCUUCGGAAAAAAGAAAAGGUGGCUCCAUCACUGACUUGAUUGCCGGAGGUACGGCCGGUCUCUUUGAGGCUCUCUGUUGUCACCCUUUGGACACUAUCAAGGUUAGAAUGCAAUUGUACAGAAAAUCGGGCCAAAAACCCCCCGGUUUCGUUCGUACCGGUAUGAACAUCGUGCAAAAAGAGACCUUUUUGUCGCUCUACAAGGGUUUGGGUGCUGUGGUGUUGGGAAUUGUUCCUAAGAUGGGAAUCAGAUUCCAAUCGUACGAAUUUUACCGUUCUCUUUUGAGAGACGAUAAUGGCAACAUCUCCACUGGAAGCACCUUUGUGGCCGGUGUGGGUGCCGGUGUCACUGAGGCUGUGUUGGUGGUCAACCCAAUGGAAGUUGUUAAGAUCAGAUUGCAAGCACAACACCACUCCAUGGCCGACCCAUUGGAUGUGCCCAAGUACAGAAACGCACCUCACGCAGCUUACUUGAUUUGUAAAGAGGAGGGUUUCAGCACUUUGUACAGAGGUGUCUCAUUGACUGCUGCGCGCCAGGCUUCGAACCAGGGUGUUAACUUUACCGUUUACUCCAAGUGUAAGGAGUACUUGCAAAACUACCACAAUGUCGAGCAAUUGCCAAGUUGGGAAACUUCUUUGAUUGGUUUGUUUUCUGGUGCUUUGGGUCCAUUGUCCAAUGCUCCUUUGGACACCAUCAAGACCAGAUUGCAGAAGAGUACCUAUGCCUCCAACGAAUCUGGUUGGGUCAGAAUCGUCAAGAUCGGUAGACAAUUGGUUAAGGAGGAAGGUGUGCAUGCCUUGUACAAGGGUAUUACCCCAAGAAUCAUGAGAGUCGCUCCUGGUCAAGCUGUGACCUUCACUGUCUACGAGUACAUGAAGGGAGUUUUGAACGGAAACACUGCCAUUCCUGGUACCAACAAGAAGCUUCAAUAG
Australozyma saopauloensis is the source of this 936-nucleotide messenger RNA. RefSeq names its product Sfc1p (gene SFC1). Gene Ontology annotation, biological process: transmembrane transport; fumarate transport; succinate transport. Gene Ontology annotation, molecular function: succinate:fumarate antiporter activity. NCBI's taxonomy places the organism in Eukaryota, Fungi, Ascomycota, Pichiomycetes, Serinales, Metschnikowiaceae. Bases 1 to 936 code for a protein of 311 amino acids. The transcript has a single exon. Gene Ontology annotation, cellular component: mitochondrion. The record is from RefSeq and is a predicted model, not a curated record.